AUGUCGCUGGCAUCAGGCCAUGCUCUCGGAACCGGGCCGUGUAGGUACGGACGCUUGGCUGUGUAUGCUGCGUGCGCUUGUGCGCGAAGGGUGUGUCGGACGUGUGUCCACCAAUUCUGUCGUUCGAGAAAGCCCCCUUACCAAACCCGAUUCUUUCGUAGGGCAAAUUUCUUGCCAGCGCAUCUCGCGUCCGUCAUUUUUUCUUGGAUUGCUCCGUCCUUCCCCUGUUUCUUUGGUUCGCCUCGGGUGACUCACCCAGACUGCUCCAGCUCUCAUCGGGCCUCGCGGUCCGCUCUCCUCAGUCGGCGAUACUCGCUUCUAAGAAAAGUCGACAAACACAGCAGGUAA
Colletotrichum abscissum is the source of this 348-nucleotide messenger RNA. RefSeq lists its product as uncharacterized. NCBI's taxonomy places the organism in Eukaryota, Fungi, Ascomycota, Sordariomycetes, Glomerellales, Glomerellaceae. The record is from RefSeq and is a predicted model, not a curated record. The transcript has a single exon. The coding region runs from base 1 to 348 and encodes 115 amino acids.